AUGGCUUGGGGCGAUCUUCCCCCCGAGGGCCAGACAUUGGACUCCCUAGGACCUGAUUUGCGCAACGGAUUGACUGCGGUUACUGUUCUGGCUUCCAUUUCCUUCUUUUCUGCCAGCGUUCUCUUUUUCUACCUCGUCUACAAGCUCACCACAUGGAGUCUUUUCAUCAAAUCGCAGUCCGCUGGACAUCUACACGAACACACUGGACCGAUUCAGAGGGCCAUUGACUUUACACUGGGCAUUGAUGGGAUAUUCUCCGAUAACAAUGGCGAGUCCAACAAGCAAGAUGGCGAAGUCGCACCUCGACGACCGAACCAGUUCCUAGUCCUUAUCAUCAACCUGCUCCUCGCCGAUAUGCACCAAGGAGUAGCCUUUUUCCUCAACGCCGUCUGGCUUCGCCACGAUUCUAUCCUUGUCGGAACAGCGUCUUGCUAUACCCAAGGUCUUUUUGUGUCGCUUGGAGAUCUGGCUUCGUCCAUGUUCAUUACUGCAAUUGCUGUCCACACGUACCUGGCAGUGGUCAAGCGACGACAAACACCACAAAACGUCUUAUAUGGCGUUAUCGUUGCUAUCUGGGUAUUUGUCUAUGCUAUUUCUCUUAUUCCCAUCGCAGCCACGCGCAAUGGUGCUGAGUAUGGAGGUUUCUUUGUCCGCGCUGGAAGUUGGUGCUGGAUGAAUAGAAAGUACGAAAACCUUCGACUAUUCACCCACUAUCUCUACAUCUUCCUCGGUCUUGGUACGACAAGUAUUCUAUACCUCAUCAUCUUCUUUCACAUUCGACGUCAAGCCUCCUUCGAGGCUUCGGCCUCGGAGAACGAAGGCGACGCUGCGCAUCUGCAACUCAGUCGCAACCCAGCCUUCCUAAUCUACCCUGUCAUUUAUGUUCUGUGUACUCUUCCUCUCGCAGCUGGCCGAAUUGCCACCAUGGCUGGUGCACACGUUCCGAAUGGGUAUUUUUGCUUCGCAGGCGCCAUGAUCGCGUCCAACGGCUCCUUCGAUUGCUUACUAUUCGGCACCACACGAAACACCAUCAUCUUUGCAUCCAAGUACGACAUUUCUUGCAACGACGUUGGAUUGAGUACAUUUGCUUUCCUCAAAACGCCCACCAACAGAAAAUUCGGAAAUACCAUCUCGAUCCAAGGAGGACGACACACAGACGAGGCCGCUGUUACUGGAGGAUGGUGGACUUGGCCUGCCAGAGCAAGUGGCUCGGAGAAUAGAAGUCGGAAAGGCAUGACGCGCACGACGAGUCAAGAGUCAUUGAGAGGACCAGCUAUUCAGAUGGACACCAUCACAUCGGUGGUGGUCGAGCAUGAUGACUCUAUGGAGAGAGACCCAAGAUACCCCGAUACAGCCGGCAGCUCCAAUCCAUCACUUCGAAGUACAGAAAAAGAGUACGCAAAAGUCUUGGAGAGUAAUUUGGAUGCGCAUAGGUAG
Messenger RNA from Fusarium sp. VM40, 1437 nucleotides. Lineage: Eukaryota; Fungi; Ascomycota; Sordariomycetes; Hypocreales; Nectriaceae. The record is from the annotation of a GenBank genome assembly.